CUGGCCCGGACGCUUUCACCGAGUACUUGGUUUCUGAACCGCCCUUGUUCCAUUCAGAUUGGUCAAUAAGAGGGCUACGAUUCUGCUUUUUCUGGCCUCGCAGAUCUAUCCUCCGCACUUCCUUAUUUUCUUCGAGAGAGAGAAAUGCCGCGGCUCAUACGUCGCCGUCCGCUCGCCGAGCGGAUUAAAUCUUAUCUGAACCCCUUGGAUUUCCUUCUGUGGCUGUCUGAGGAGAUUGAUGCGAAUGAUUGGGACCAGUUUGAGAAAGACUGGGCGUUGCCUGUUGGUGUUGCUUUGAAUCUCGUCUUCUUGGUUGCCAGGGCAAACAGUCAGUCGUCGGGGAGCCAGGCGAUUGACGAUGUCUUUGGGGAAGAUGGGGGAGUCCCAUGGCUGAGCUGGCUGGCCUCUUUCAUUGUUCACAUGCUCGCUUUCUUCUCGGUCUUCAAUGCCGUCUAUACCUUCUAUCGCAAACGACACUAUCGUCUAUUCGAAGCCCCCAUCGACCAGCCUCCUGCAACGCCCUCUGCGCACCGUGUCCGGGUACAGUCCACCCCGAUGACAGCCUCGCCGCUGCGGUAUCUUGCUGGGAAGGUCAUGACGGGGGCCGCAGAGUCGAGGGCGCAUCCGGAUGCGCAGAAGGAUGUCUGGGAACUUGCCGUCUGGGACCCCCUACCGAUUUGCUUGAGAUUGUUCUGUCUAUUUAGUCCUGGACAUGUCUUGGUCUACUGGCUUUUCCUCCCUACGCAGAUCUCCGAUCCUCGUCCGAGCAUUACAAUUGUGACGACUUUGGUUCUCACGACCUUGCUUUCUGUCCAAGCGUCGCUUCUGUCCUCAUCAUUCACCCAGCAGGCGAAAGACUCUACCCUGGUGCAUAAAGAAGUCCUGAAGGAGUACGAUAUCAAAUACGUGCACCCGCGAACCCAACCUCGGAUGAGAGACGUGGGGACUCAGUUCUCCGAGGAGAACGCUACCCAGGCAGGCGCUGACAACAACUUCAACAAGGUCGAUGUGUAUACGCCUACUACUGUCGUCAACCGCGGAUUUAUGACAAGCCCCAACCCGAACUAUGUCACAAUUCCCCUGGCAUCACAUCAGUGGGCUCCACUGCAGACCCCCAGCCAUCUACGAGACGCUUCUCCCCUCGUUCGUGGUACAAGCACUGCCAUUCGCCAGCCACAGUUCCGCCCGUCAUCGGCUGCCGGCACUGGGGAUGGUGGCAGCCUCGGCGUGUUUUCUCACGCAAAUUCGCCCUUGAGGAAGUCUACAGCAGUCAAAAUAGACUCUCGCCGUAGCGUCCAAAAUCCUGGCGAGUUUUUCUACAAGGACAGAGGAGCAAGCCCAUUGAAGAAAGCGUCCAGUCCUCUGAAGAGGAGCAGCAUCCCUGGAGGCGCAACCCCUGCGGCAAGUGCUCCCAAAUUUGCCCAUCCGAGCAGCCGUCGAGAAACCGGAUAUUUUUGAUACCGCAACUGUACCAGUUUCUCGACCGGGCAUCUUCUAGUUACCGCCAGCCUUUCCAUGGAAUCC
Molecule: messenger RNA, 1524 nt
Organism: Penicilliopsis zonata CBS 506.65
Lineage: Eukaryota; Fungi; Ascomycota; Eurotiomycetes; Eurotiales; Aspergillaceae
Exons: 3
Coding region: 145-1458 (437 amino acids)
Biological process (GO): regulation of exit from mitosis; maintenance of rDNA
Source: RefSeq, a predicted model, not a curated record